AUGGCUGCAGUCCGCGCUUUUGCACUGUCGUGGCUCCUUGUGCGUGUCGAUUUGAGCAGGUCGCAGAGAGACCGUGAGGCAUGGCUACCAGAGACGCAGCUUGAACGGGAAGGCCGUGAGUCGUGCAUGAAGCGCUUCAGAAGCACCGACUUCUCGCAGCAAGGGUUCCAAUCCGAAUGGCUCAACCCAUACAACAGAUCCGCUUUCAUCGACUGUCUCUACAAGUUGCGGACACGGUGGCGGCCGAGAGAAAAAACCGUCCAUGCAGGAGGCAUCCACUACCCAACUUUGAUAACAGCUCAUCACACAUGGCCUCCGGUCUCAACCAGCGGUGCGCGGCUGUGUUGGCUGGAUGAGUUGGGAGUCAGUCGAAACAGCAUAGAUCCCGGGCAGUGCUGCGACACGAUGCACGGCCCUCGGGGCUUCGAAGAAUGCUGGGAUGACUACUUCACCUACGAGCUUUGCUGCUUGGGCGAUGUCAAUGUGGCGGAGAUGCCACACUUCUUUGUGGCGCCAGCAUUCGACAUCAACGUUGGCAAUUCUGUGCGUCAGCUUGGAACCUUCGACUUGGGCCAAUCGUACGCUUUGCAGACGCUAUGUCGGACUGGGGAUGCCGUCAUCGAUGUUGGUGCCAACGUUGGUGGGUUCACCGUACCAUUAGCUGAGCGUGUUGGCCCUGACGGUGAAGUGCAUGCCUUCGAGCCUUUCCGCAAGGUGUUCCAGCACCUGAAUGCAAACGUCGCUUUGAACGGCUUGAGCAAUGUCUACACAUACAACAUCGCUCUGGGGACAAAGGAAGAGGAGGUCGCUGCCUUUGUACCCGACCUCACAAGCUUCAAUUUCCCAUCUGCUAUACGAGUUCUCGACCAGUUCGGACCCGACAAGGCAGCCAAAGAAGCCAAUCUCCGAUACGAACCACGUCAGGAGACUUUGACAGUCCGCCCUUUGGACAACAUCAAGUUCGACAAACGUAUCAGUUUGAUAAAAAUCGAUGUUGAGUUCAUGGAAUGGCAUGUGGUGCGUGGGGCGCGCCAGACCAUAAAAAAGAAUCAGCCGCUGAUAUGGGUCGAGAACGAGGCCUACUUCGACGAUCCAGCAAAUCUGACGUUCGUCAACACCAUGUACUCCGAUCUAGGUUACGUCUGUAGUCCUGUGGCAAGGUUGGAGUUGCUCUGCAGCCCUGGAAAGGAAUCGGGCGGUCAGCUAGUUGCGGAUGAGUCUCUGUUGCCAGCAGGCUUCAAAAGAGUCUUCCGUCAUCUGAGUGGCGAGUUCAAAGAUGUUCAUCUUUGGCGAGCGCUUUCAGAGGCCGAGGAGUCGGUCAUGGCCGUGGCGGCAGAGGAGCGGAGCGAGCGCGGCCUGCAAGUGACCAGGGGCUCCCCGCCCCGGGCCUCCACCGUGCGAGUGCUGCGGCAAAGCCCCGCAGCAGAAGAUGUGCUGGUGCGGGUGCAGGCACCCGAUGUCUCACGAAAUUCCGUCAGCGCGACUUACGAGCGAGAGGUGGCGGCACUAACACCCACGGAUGUUCUUCUUUGUCAGCGCGCCCUCAUUGUGUCCAAAGCUGACCAGUCGGACGCAGCAACCUUUGUUCCCGGAACAUUUUUUGCCGGGAAGGUCUUAGCCUUUGGCGACUUGGUUCAAGGUCUUCGCAUAGGCGAGCUUGUCCUUGGCAUCGUGGAUCCCUCCUUCCAGGUCUUGCGUGGCAGCUCCCAGGAAGCCGAAGCCACAUGGGCAAAGCCUGGCAUGGGAGCAUGCCUGAUGCACACGCUUCUGAGGUCGGCGUCGGAAGAGGGCGGAUGCUAUCGCGAAACCGUCAGUGCUCACUUCUCGAUGUUGCUUCCCUUGGAUGGCGUCGACCCCAAGCUACCUCUCACUGCGCUCGUGGCCCACGUGCCACCCAUGAUCAGUGCCUUGAUGUGCAUGGCCUCGUUGCGGUUGAGGCCCAUGGAGGCUUUGUUGCUGAUCGCACCAUCGCUGGACGAGAUCGCCUUCCUGCUGCAGCGUUUGCUGAUCAGUGCAUGGCAUGGGCCCCUCUACAUGGUGCUCCUCUCGGGCCCUGCACCCUCGCGCCAAGAUCUUCAGCAGCACCCCCUGCUGCAGCCACUGGUGCCUUCGGCAGGCAGAAGCUUUCUGGAUGACAUGCUGGGCAUUUCCAUCCAGGACCGCCUCGAGGGCUUGACCCAGGCCCGGGCGCAGCUGGCAGUGGUGUUGGCGGAGAUCGUCACGGAGGUUCUGACAAGCACCGGCGGGCUUGGUGUGGAGGCUGUUCUCGCUUUGGAUGUGGACCUGUGCCCUGACAAGGACUUGGUUCCUGAGCAUUCCACGGACCUGGAUGCUGCAUGUGUGGCUCUGGAGCCCUGUGAUCGACCACCUGCGGUGCUCCGAACGCUUGUUGGAGCACUUGCGAUGAGGGGCCGGUUGCUGACGAACUGUGAGAGGUUUGAGCUUUCGCCAGAUGAUGGCCAUCACCUCUGGGCAAAAGAGUGCUCUGUGGCUUUCGUGAACCCACAUUGUUUGCCACUCUCGGGAAGCCGUCACGGUGAGCUGCUGCAUGCAGCUAUUGAGAUUUGCGGGAAGAUUGCAGCAGGUGAGCUUGCUGUUGCCGAAUCAGAGGUAGCUCAAUUCUAUCUUUUCGAUCAAUUCCAACAAGCCCUGGAUGUCAUGAGCGCCAAGCGAGAGCGACGCGGCGUCCGGAAGUACAGCAGUGUUGGCGCAGGCAAUCGGAGCAAGCACCUGAGGCGCAUUGCUGGUGGCAUUGGUUCUUUAAGCGACAGCACGAUCCAAGAAAAAAUCGAAGAAGCCGUGCAUGCAGACAGGAUGCGUGUCCAGGAGCUGGCACGCAGGCUGUAUGCGGAGGAGAUGGCGCAGCUUGAGGCAUUGUUCGAAAAGAUGCUGUCCGGGUCACAAGAAUCCCAGUGUCGUCCCCGUGUUGCACGCAUCUCGCACUGCAGUGUAGGAAGUCAGGAGCUUCUUUUCUGCAAUUCAGCGAACUUUUUGUGCUUAGAGCUGAUCGUUGCCGAAUCGAAUCUAUCUCCUCAGAUCAGAGGUUGGGUCAUGGGGAACUCGUAUGCUUUGGGGAUUGUGGGCAAGCAAAGCCCAGGCGAGCAGCUGGCUUCUCUGGACCCUGUGAUGGCUGCAAGCCCUGAGGAGCGGGAAGAAGUCGAGGAGAUGUGGGCUUGCUGGCUCCGGGGCGAAAAACUCGACGAUGGCUUGCAGAUCGAUUCGGGGACAAAGGACUCCCAGGCUUACUCUUUGCACGCCAUCCAUGCACUGAUGACCGAAUUCAGAAAAGCCCCUGCGCUAACGAUCCGCGCUGCCUUCGAGCAGGCGGGAACCUACAGCCAAGCACGCUCAAUUCUGGAGGCGAGCGAAGACAACGAAUCGUUGAAGUGCUCCCGGCCAAAGAAGCCUGCACCUCCUUGUGAAGUACCAGCGAUGCUGCAGAAAGAAAUGGACCUCGGGCCCGACGCUGUCGCCAUCGGCGAGGCAUUCACAAAGCGAAAGCAGGCUCGGGCUGAGCGAAUCCGAGAACUGAAAGCUCUCGGCGGUCUCGGCACUUGUGGGUGCUGCUUUGAUGAUGAGCUCCUGCCAGAGGAGGAGCUGCGGUGUACCGGAGCGGCUGGGCAUGGUUUCUGCAUUCCAUGUGUCAAGCGCGCGGCACUGGAGUUUUUUGGACGGGGAUUGUUCACCUUGAACUUGAGCGGGGGUAGCUCACAAGACCCAAGCAGCUCCGCGGGGAGGAGUGAUGCUGGGAUCCCGGGUUUGAGCUGUUCAAAACUCGGUUGCCUGGACACUUCUGGUUGUCAAGGCCAUUUCACGGACACGGCUCUGCGGAAGGCUCUGCCGAAGAAGGACUACGCUCGGUACUCACGGCGCUCAGCCGCACUUGAAGCGGCAAACUCUGGUCUAACAGACCUGGUCGCAUGCCCCAGUUGCGACUUCAUGGUGCAGAUGACAGAUCCCAAUGAUGGCAUUGUAAGGUGCUUGGAUCCGGAGUGUGGUCAGACAACAUGCCGCUGGUGCAUGAAGCCCGAGCACAGCCCGUUGAAGUGCGAUGAAGUCGAGGAGGACGGAGAGACAAAAAUCAGGACGUUCCUGGAAGAGAGGAUGGCAGAGGCAGCCCUCCGGAGGUGUCCCAACAAGAGAUGCCGGAAACCCUACGAAAGGGAAGAGGGCUGCAACCACAUCAAGUGUCCCUGCGGGACACACAGCUGCUAUCUCUGCGGCCAAGAGUUAGACAAAAAGAGGCCCUACGACCACUACAAGGAUGGCCAUCUGGGUGGAGGCAAGAACGACUCUUCCUCCAAAUGUAUUGUGUAUGGGACUCCGGCUUGGGCUGAGAAGACUGCGAAGCAAAAACAGCAGGAGACAGAGGAAGCACUGAAGCAAUACUUGAAGGAAAAUCCAGAACUCAAGGAGAUUGCUGCAGGCUCCAGCGAGGCGAAGAAAAAGAGGUUAAAGCAGUUGAUGCAGACGACUCCAGAAAAGCGGAAUCGUGGGAAGUCGAGAAAAGAGAACGACAUUCCCAACCUUCAAGUCGACACAGCUUGUGCCGUACAGUGA
This is a messenger RNA of Symbiodinium sp. CCMP2456, 4560 nucleotides long. Lineage: Eukaryota; Dinophyceae; Suessiales; Symbiodiniaceae. The record is from the annotation of a GenBank genome assembly.